AUGGAAGAUGUUUCAGUCAAUGUACCUGUUCUCGUGGUAGGCGGAGGGCCUACGGGUCUGUUCACAGCAUACAUGCUCUCCAAGCACGGCGUCAAAUCGCUCCUCAUCGAAAAGUAUCCCCAACGGCUGGCGGCGCCCAAGGCACACGCAUUAUGUCCUCGAACGCUGGAAUUUUGCAGGCAAUAUGGCCUCGACACGAAUGCGCUGCGGAAGCUCGGGAGUCCCCGAGACGAUGCGUACUGGGUUAAUUUCUUGACGAACCUGAGCGGCGAGAGGAUUGGGUAUUUACCCUAUGAGAGGAUGGAUGUUGAAGUGCUGGAAAGCACACCUGAAAUGAUUCACAACGUGCCUCAACCAGAUUUUGAGAGAUUUGUCGCUGAGAAGCUCGCAUUUGACAACAACGUAGAGCUGAGAAAAGGCGUUGCUUUUGUGUGCUGUGAGCAGCGUGGCGAUAGAGUGAUUACUACCGUUGAAGAACGGGCGACAAAAAAGCGCUGGGCCAUUGCCUCCAAUUAUGUGAUUGGCUGCGAUGGCGCCAAGAGUGAAGUGCGCAAGUCUCUCAACAUUGAGACUGAAGGUGAAGACGGAUAUGAGACCAUGAUGACGAUACAUUUCAACGCAGACCUGCGGCCCAUCGUGAAGGAAAGAGUGGGCAUGCUGCACUGGAUAGUUGAUCCCGCGUGUUCUGGUUUUAUCAUUGCAUAUGACCUCGGUGGUAAUCAGGUAUUGAUCAGCAAUUUUGACUCAAAUAAACAUCCCGCCGAGGCGUGGAGCGAAGACCUCGCGCGCGCAACAGUUACAGCUGCAAUAGGAAAGGACAUACCCUUUAAAAUACUCAGCUAUAGGCCUUGGGUGUUGAGUCGGAAAGUGGCCAAAGAGUACAGACGCGGCAACACCUUCUUACUCGGCGACGCGGCGCACUCCUUCCCGCCAACAGGCGGUCUAGGCCUCAACUCGGGCCUAGCUGAUGCGCACAAUCUGGUCUACAAGAUCGCCGCUGUGCAUCAGGGGUGGGCGAAGCCGUCCAUUCUCGACAUGUACGAGGCCGACCGACGCCAGAUCGCGCUGGUGGCCUCUUCGCAGAGCGUCAAAAACGGGAAGACCAUCUUUUCGUUUUUGAAAGCCGUGGGUACAGCCGGUAUUGACGACGUGGACGAGGCAAGAGCGAACAUGUACAAGACGAUACACGACCCUGCGAAAGAGGACUUGAUAGCGCAGAAUGUGGAAGGGCAGCGGGAACACUUUGACAACCUUGAAAUACACAUUGGAUAUGUAUAUGGCGAUAAAGAACCGCCUGCAAACGCGUCACACUACACGCCAAAAUUCAAAGUCGGAGCUCGGCUGCCUCACGCCUGGAUCAAACUCCUCAAACCAAACAACCGCAUCCCCGAUAACCCAAUCGACACAUCCUACGUCAAAGAACUCACAAAAGAUCAAGUGUCAUCUAGACAAUUCUCAACUCUCGACCUCGUAAGUCCGGGCGCCUUCAGUCUUAUAGUGGAGACCCGUUCCCUGUGGGCGCAGCGGUUCAAAGACUUUGAAGAAGCGAUGGCCAGCAAAAUAGGUCCCCGCGUCUAUCUUUGGGCCGAGGGCUCGGAUUUCAAUUUUAAUAACGAGACACAUCGCAAGUUAUUUCAUAAACAGGGGCGUCUGGCCCAGGGAGCAGCGCUCCUGGUGAGGCCGGACCAGCAUAUACUGGGCUGCCUGGGCCCUGAAGCCUCGGCGCAGGAUAUGGUUUUGACGGUCCAGGGACAUUUGGGCCUUGAAAGAGCGCAGUUAUAG
Molecule: messenger RNA, 1782 nt
Organism: Colletotrichum siamense
Lineage: Eukaryota; Fungi; Ascomycota; Sordariomycetes; Glomerellales; Glomerellaceae
Gene: tfdB-1
Product: 2,4-dichlorophenol 6-monooxygenase
Exons: 8
Coding region: 1-1782 (593 amino acids)
Molecular function (GO): FAD binding
Source: RefSeq, a predicted model, not a curated record